AUGGAUCGACAAUUCUCAUCCAGCCCCUCCCGUAAAGCAUGCGGUUGCGCAGAACGACGUCGUGGUAAGCGGAAUGCCUACAUUGCUCUGGGCAGCAAUGUUGGUGACCGGGUAGCCAUGAUCGAGCAGGCGUGUAAAGAAAUGGAUUCAAGAAACAUCAAAGUGAAAAGGACUAGUAGCUUAUGGGAGACCGAACCUAUGUACGUUCUAGACCAGAAUAGGUUUGUAAAUGGAGCUUGCGAAGUUGAGACCGAUCUAGAGCCCCUAUCUCUGUUAGACCAAUUGCAAGAUAUUGAGAAGUCUAUGGGCCGCCAGAAACUUAUAGAUAAGGGACCUCGGAAUAUUGACUUGGAUAUCUUACUCUAUGAGGAUGAAACAGUCGAUCAUGAAAGACUGAAAAUUCCUCAUAUUGGAAUUCCAGAGCGCGAGUUCGUUCUACGGCCCCUGGCUGAACUUAUUCCGCACAAGUCUAUAUACUCCUCCAAUCCCUGGAAACUUGUCCAAGACUACCUCAAUGAGCUGCCUCCAUCUUCAGAACCCUUGUCUACCUUAACCCCGAUACGCCCCUCAAUAGAACCCUUGAACGCUCUCAAGCCGACUCGGAAAACACAAAUUAUGGCCAUUCUCAACAUAACGCCCGAUUCAUUUUCGGAUGGCGGCAUCCAUACCCCUGAUUCGCUCCGGGACACAAUCAUGGCCUAUGUACGGGGCGGCGCCACAAUAUUCGAUAUUGGGGGCCAGUCCACUGCACCUGGGACGCUUGAGGUCAGUGCUCAAGAGGAGGCUGAUCGUGUUUUACCCGUUAUCAAGCUUAUCCGUAGCCUACCCGAGACACGCGAUGUCGCUAUAAGUGUAGAUACGUACCGCGCAUCGGUUGCUCAAGCAGCUGUCGAGGCCGGCGCAGAUAUCAUUAACGACGUAUCAGCAGGUCUUUUAGACCCGGAUAUGUUGUCUACAAUGGCCCGCUCGGGCAAAACGGUUUGCUUGAUGCAUAUGAGAGGAAACCCUGGUACGAUGAGCAAACUGAACGACUACCCAGAUGGGCUUAUCCCGACUAUCGCUCGGGAAUUGCUCGAGCGGGUAGCCGCCGCCGAAGCAGCAGGCAUCCGCCGGUGGCGCAUUAUUCUUGACCCAGGACUAGGAUUCGCUAAGGUGGGAGAGCAGAACCUACACCUCCUACGUCAUUUCGAAGAAUUACGAAGCUGGCCUGGAUUAGAAGGCCUACCCUGGCUUGUAGGGUCCAGCCGCAAGAGCUUCAUUGGUAAGGUAACCGGCGUCCCAAAGCCAAUGGACCGAGUAUUCGGUACGGCAGCAACCGUCGCCUCGGCCGUUCAGGGCGGCGCUGAUAUAGUACGAGUCCACGAUGUUGUGGAAAUGGGUCAGGUAGUUAAGAUGGCCGAUGCCAUAUGGAGAUACUAG
Daldinia caldariorum is the source of this 1419-nucleotide messenger RNA. RefSeq names its product Dihydropteroate synthase. NCBI's taxonomy places the organism in Eukaryota, Fungi, Ascomycota, Sordariomycetes, Xylariales, Hypoxylaceae. Gene Ontology annotation, cellular component: mitochondrial envelope. The coding region runs from base 1 to 1419 and encodes 472 amino acids. The transcript is spliced from 2 exons. The record is from RefSeq and is a predicted model, not a curated record. Gene Ontology annotation, biological process: tetrahydrofolate biosynthetic process. Gene Ontology annotation, molecular function: 2-amino-4-hydroxy-6-hydroxymethyldihydropteridine diphosphokinase activity; dihydropteroate synthase activity.